AUGCCCGCAUAUCAUAGUGUCUUCCUCGACGAGCCGAACCAGCAACUAAUCGGCAACUUCGCCCUUCUCCCCCUCCGAACAAAGACCCGCGGUCCAGCACAACAACUCCCCCAACUCCCAGCCGGCACCUCAGACAUCGACCUCGACCCGUCAAACGAAUCCUACGACCCUCUAGAUGAGGUCCUCUCGCUCUUCCGCGCCAACACUUUCUUCCGCAAUUUCGAGAUCAAAGGCCCCGCAGACCGGGUGCUGAUAUACGGCAUCCUCUUCCUCAGUGAUGCAUUAUCGAAGAUCAAACCAGGCAUGAGCAAACGGGAUGCAGAGAAGGCCGUGGGGAACGUGGCGCUGGAGACGAAUUUCGCGAUACCGGGCGAUGCGGGCUUUCCGCUGAAUCAGAUGUUUGAGCCGCCGCGGGAUCGGAACGAGGCGGAGGUGCUGAGGCAGUAUGUUAUGCAGAUGCGGCAGGAGCUCGCGCAGAGGCUGCUGGGGAGGGUGUACGUUGAUGGGUCGGGCCAGCCGAGUAAGUGGUGGCUGAGCUUCUCGAAACGGAAGUUCAUGGGCAAGCAGCUAUGA
Saxophila tyrrhenica is the source of this 573-nucleotide messenger RNA. It is a transcript of the gene ARC18, whose product is annotated as subunit of the Arp2/3 complex. The record is from RefSeq and is a predicted model, not a curated record. NCBI's taxonomy places the organism in Eukaryota, Fungi, Ascomycota, Dothideomycetes, Mycosphaerellales, Extremaceae. The transcript has 2 exons. Gene Ontology annotation, cellular component: Arp2/3 protein complex; cytoskeleton. Gene Ontology annotation, molecular function: actin filament binding. The coding region runs from base 1 to 573 and encodes 190 amino acids. Gene Ontology annotation, biological process: Arp2/3 complex-mediated actin nucleation; regulation of actin filament polymerization.